GGGUCCCCGGCGCCGGCACAGGAGUGGUGGCCGUGUUGCCGUCGCCGGGUUCCGUUGCCUGCGCCGCUUCGCCUCCUCGGCACCUGAGGCGGCCGCCCGGCGGUCCUGCGGCUCUCCCUCCUGCCGCUGCGGGCCGCGGGACCAAGGCCAUGUCCCGGAAGCAGGCGGCGAAGAGCCGGCCGGGCAGCGGCAGCCGGAAAGCCGAGGCCGAGCGCAAGCGGGACGAGCGGGCGGCGCGUCGGGCCCUGGCCAAGGAGCGGCGGAACCGGCCGGAGCCCGGCGGCGGCGGCGGCUGCGAGGAGGAGUUCGUCAGCUUCGCCAACCAGCUGCAGGCCCUGGGGCUGAAGCUGCGGGAGGUGCCGGGGGACGGCAAUUGCCUAUUCAGAGCUCUUGGUGAUCAGUUGGAGGGACACUCACGAAAUCAUCUCAGACACCGGCAAGAGACAGUGGACUACAUGAUAAAGCAGCGAGAAGAUUUCGAACCCUUUGUAGAAGAUGACAUUCCUUUUGAGAAACAUGUGGCCAGUUUGGCAAAGCCUGGAACAUUUGCUGGCAAUGAUGCAAUUGUAGCCUUCGCAAGAAAUCAUCAGUUGAAUGUGGUGAUUCAUCAACUUAAUGCCCCUUUGUGGCAGAUUCGUGGUACAGAUAAGAGCAACGUGCAGGAGUUACACAUUGCAUAUCGGUAUGGAGAGCACUAUGACAGCGUUCGGAGGAUCAAUGACAACUCAGAAGCACCUGCACAUCUCCAGACUGAUUUUCAGAUGCUUCAUCAAGAUGAAUCAAAUAAAAGAGAGAAGAUCAAAACAAAGGGAGUCGACUUUGAAGAUGACCUGAGAGAUGAAGUAGAAGAUGCUGUCCAGAAAGUUUGCAAUGCAACUGGUUGUUCAGAUUUUAAUUUGAUAGUCCAGAACCUGGAAGCUGAAAAUUAUAAUAUUGAAUCUGCGAUAAUUGCCAUGCUGCAGAUGAACCAGGGAAAAAGAAAUAAUGCAGAGGAGAACCUUGAGUCCAGUGGCCGAGUGCUGAAGCAGUGUGACCCUUUAUGGGAGGAGGGUGACAGUGGCACCAGAAUCUUUGGAAAUCAGGGCUUAAAUGAAGGCAGAACUGAAAACGAUAAGUCUCGGGCCAGCCCUAGUGAAGAAAACAAAGCAAAUAAAAAUCACCUCCCAAAGGUCACAAACAAACAGAGGCGAGAACAGCAGCGACUAGAGAAGAAGAAACGACAGGAGGAGAGGCACCGUCACAAAGCCCUGGAGAGCAGGAGUAGCCACAGGGACAACAACAGAAGCGAAGCAGACGCGAGCACCCAGGUCACCUUGGUGAAGACCUUCGCGGCUCUCAACAUCUGACUCUGGCCUCCUGGGAGCUGUGAGAAGGGAAUGGAAAGCGGAGGGCCGUGUGCCAGGCUUUCCAGCGAGGCCAUCCUUUUACAAAACGAAACUCAACCCACAGAAUCACACACUGAGUUAGUUUCCUUCAAGCUGCCUCCUUUUUUGUUCAGAGUUUUGUCAGUGAUGUGUCUUAUUUAAUGAAAGUGCAGUGAAGCCAUUCAUGUUCCAUAAUUAAAAUAUCGACUUUUAGGAGUGGAUAGUUAGGUCAAAAAAACCUUUUUAAGUGUGGUUUUAUUUGCCCUGAAAAUCAGACUUCGGUGACCCUGGGAUCUUUCCUUAACACUCGGGGUUUCACUGUAAUUGUUCAUGAAGUAGUUUAGAUUAAUUGCUAGAAAUUCAGAAGGACAAGUUUCCUUUGUUUCUCUUUCAUUUUCAAACAGACAUUAAUAUGCAGGAUAGUUUAUAAAUGAUGUCCAACUCAGGUACAUGUUUAGAAUUAACUUUCUUCUAAUGCAAGUUAAUCAGAAAAUAAUUCAGGAAGUGUUUUCCCAAAGUAAUAGGAUGUGAAGGUUGUGGCCUGUAGUCAGGGUGGAAAUUAAACAGCCACGUUUCUCUUCUUCCUGAUUCUGAUGCUCAGAUGGGAUGCAGGUGCUGUUGGUUCGUUUGCACUCAAGCCAUAUGAUAAAUAGGCCAGACUGUUAAUUAGGCCUGGGCUUUGCUGGAAAAUCUGUAGUGUUGCUGAAUAGUUGGUACUUGUUUCUUGACAACGAGAAGACAGUGUAUCAGUGCUUAUGAUACAGUUCUGGGAUUCUGAUAGCGUGGAGCGCAGAAGCCAUAGUUGUAAAGGCAGAAGUCAAGAGAGUCCUGAGUUUUUGCUCAGGAAGAAGUCUGAAGAGGUAAUUGAUUUGGGGCGGGGGGUUGGGGGUGUCUGGAAGAAUUUCUAAGGCUUUUCAUGUUCACAUUUUAAGUAGGUAACUGUCUUUUCUUCCUUACUAUUCUGGAUUUAGAAAGAUGCCUUCAAGAGAAAUAAAAGGUAACUUGACCCAUUGCUGGAUUUUCUUAGUAUUGUGAAAGUGAAAUCCCAUAAAACGCUGCACUUAACUUCUUUUUUAGUUAAGCCCUGUUUGGGGAUUUUGUUGUUCGAAACACUCUCCAGCACCCUCCAGAAGUUGUCAGUGACUUAGGUUAGACCAGCAGGGCAGAGAACUUACUUUGGCUGAGGCCUUCAAAUGACUCCACAGUGCUGAAAUAGAUUUGGGCGGUGGAGAGAUGUCAUUCCUCAAACCGAAUUAGGUGAUUGUGAACUUUAAAACUGGAAUGUAUGAUGUGGCCAAUCUUGGACUGUCUUUGCCUUUUGGGGACCUAAUAUUUGGAGAAAUAAUAUGUGCUGAAUCAAAAGGUAAAUUAUUAGUUACCUCCCCCAUCUCAGAUUUCAAAAUUAUCAGAGUUCUGAGGCAAAGGGAAAAACUAUAAAAAGGUUUUGACACGUAUAGACAUAUCAUUGUGUGGGCUGGCCUUGGAUUCAUUGGAUUGUCUUUAUCAGCAGGUGAUUUGCUUUCUGUGGUUUUGAUGAUGUAUUUUAAUUUUUUGUUUGUUUGACUUUGGUGACUUUUUGUGGUUGGAGCAUCAGUAGUCUCUUGGAAGUGCUCCUAGGACAUCCUGGUACAGUACAUCGUAAUAUGUAGCAGAUUUAGAAACUGCACAGCAUUUUUUCUUUGCACAUUGCAGAGUCCUGAGUUAGAGCCUCUAGUACUCAGUCCAAACAAGUGAGGGGUCUCCGUUGUCUCACUGUCUCCAAGGGAGUGAGGUCCAGUGCUUUAGGAUCUGUUCUCUUGGCUUUUAACUCUGGGCACAUUCCUGACUCUGGCUGAGCAUUUCUGAGCGAGCGCUCUUUCUUGUCUGUUUUGUACUGUGAGAGUAUAGGAGACCAGAUCCUCUCAGAAAGACUGAUUGUGUACCAGAAAUUCAGCAGAAUUAGGAGUCAGAAAUAGCUUAAGGGAGACCCAUUGUCAGAAGUAGUAGGAUCGCUUUAUUUACUUGGUCAAUGAAGGUGGCCUUGGGCCCUAUUGGGUUUUUGUUUUUGUUUUUUCCUAUUGGGUUUUAGAAGUUGCUAAAAAGUUGCUAAAGAAUAUUGGGCACAUUUAUUUAUAAAUUACCUAAUUCUGAUAAUAGGCUUCGGCAUUUCUUGGGUAAAAUAACAGUGGUUUUAAAAACUAAUCAAAUGGCUUCAGUAGUUUUCUUUUAUUACCAUUUCAUAGUUUUCCAGUUAUAACUGGUCUGCGUUUAGUAUGUUAAUUAUUAGGAAUGGGGAACAUGUAUCCAACUUUAGUGAUAACUUCUAGCUAAGGGUUUAAAUUUAGCCUUCACUGCCUCAGUCCCACCAAAGUAUGAGGUAGAUGGAAUCCAUGUAGUACUUGGUUGCCUUGGUAGGCACUUGAGAACUACUUUAUUGGCAGCCAAAGUGGAGGCCCAGCAUGUUUAGUCCUGGGAUGACUGUGGUCAGUGACGGUUACCUGGUAUAGUUACUCAGGUGCACUGCAUAGUAGGAGGCGACUCUUUCUUAACCUCUGUGGCUGUUAGAGGUUUGUUAUGUGGGAUUGUCUCGGUAGCUUUGGUCAGGAGAAGGGGGAUGAGGCGGUGGUCCAUAGCUGCUUACUAGUCUUAUAAACUGUAUAUAAAGGUUUUAUGGAUUUUAAAAAAAGAUUUUUUUAAAGGUCAAAAUACGAAAUAAAAUUUUAGUAGCAUCAGCUUUGUACUAGAGAGGUAGAUGUAUUGAAACAACAUAGAAUCACAACUUCUGAAUUAAUAUAGUUGCCACCAGGAGAUAUUAGAGAGAGAAUGUAUAUGUAUAUUUAAUUUUUCAAUAGUAGGAACAUAUGCUUUCAGGAGUGAAGUCUGGUUGAAGAAUUGUGGCAGAAAGAAGAAUCUUAAGUGUUAGUUGAGCUUGUCUAUAGUUUCUUUUAUAAGCUCUGAAAACACUUCCCUACCUAUUGUGAUUCUGAGGGCUUGUCAAGUGGGAGCUCCAUUGUGGGGCAGCUAGAGUGGACCUUUGUGUAGGUCGUUUCUCAUGGUGCUGCCUGCUUCCCUGGGGAGCUUUGACGGUGGGAAGUGAUACGGUCCUGGGGCGGAGGAGGGCCAUGCUGAGGGGGGAGAGCUGCUCCCACGUUACGUAGGUAGAUACCAGAUGGACUUGGCAUUGAACUGUGCUCGUAGUGAGUCCCUGUCGUCAGUGUGCAGUUUCUCUCAUUCUGAGAAACUCUGGACUGCCUGGGUUUUAUUGUGUCCACAUAGAAUGCUGUCAGUUUACCUCUGUGAGAUGUUCAACUCGAAUGUGCCGUCAGUUGAAGGAAACUUGGGUUCCUAGUCAGAGCUAACUCUCAGCCUGACCAGAAGGGUCUGUGUGGGUGGGGUGACAGUGGAGCUUUGUGGUUUCAAUGUCACAUCCGUGGCCCUCUCUGACUCCCAUUUUGGGUAGAUGCGUAGCUCUUCACCUUUUUUUACCUCAAGGCUCUAUCUAUAGCAAGCCUUUAGACUCAGAGUCUGAUGCAGUUUUUGUGUUUUGACAUUUUCAUUGUUCACUGUUUUGUUCAUCUCAGCUUUCAGAACAGGCGUUGCUCAAACUCUGGGGCCUUCCGACGGUUGUUCUGAGGUGGUUUAAUAAUGGCAUUUUCUAGAAGGUGUGUUUUUCUGACUCUAAAGCAAAUUGUAUUUUUCCAUUGACGUUGUUAAGUUGAAGAUCUCGAUGGCAUAUGUAAAUGAUAGCAGAUCUUCUGCCGUCACAUGCAAGGCGGGGAAUGGAUAAUUGGAUUGAAGUGGAGACACUGAGCACCAGUCAAGAAGUGCAUUGCACAGUACGGAACUCAGAAGGUGCCCACAGGGCCCGGCUCCGGGGAGGAGCUGGGCCUCGUUGACUGCUUGGCUGCGUCUGUCCAAGGUAACAUUCCCUGUAAAAACCUCAGGCUCUUAACCAUUUCCUCUGAGGAAUUACCUUCUAGAGCCUCGCUCUCCUAGUUCAGACUACUUUGUAGCUUGAUGAAAAUGUUUAGCAUCCUCGCAAAGUUACUUGAGAAGGGGCUGGUACCAGUAGAGAAUAAUUUCUGUAAGAGCACGGACUUGUGCGUGGUGACUGUGGUUUAGGCAGGGCACGCCCCUGGUCCCGGAACUACUCCUCGCUGUGCUGUAGCCCUGGAAGGUAGUGACCGCUGGGCGAAGCCUCGGUGGUCUGCCCCUCAUCCUCUGCGUCUCGACACCCAGCAGGUCACUGUUGCCAGCCGUCUGUGACGGUCGCUUGAGCACAGUCACAGACCUCAGCCUGCGGUUUGCUCCCCUGGCAGGUCCCUCAACCAAAACUUGAGGAAUGCGGGUGCGGGCUCCUCUCAUGGUUCACUUUCCUCGGGGAGAAGGGCCCUCGGCCUCCCUGGCUGCCCUUCCAGCGUCCGCCACCAGCACUGGGCUCCGUGAGCAGAAGAAAAGAGCCAGGAGUCGGACAUCAGACCUCCGUGUUCCUCCUGCUGAUGCGGAAGCGCUGGUGGGUGUCAACCCCCUUUAUGAAGGAGGGCACAUGGGUCUGUGGAGAACACAGGGGCCUUCCCAGGCUCAGCCGCCUUCCCUUUUUUCUAGUUGCACUACACUUGUCCUCACUGCAGUCCGGAGAUACUUAAGACCUCUGUGGGGUCAUGAUCCAUAGACUUAGCAAGUCUUGCCUUAUCUGUGGAGCUGGACGGGGGGAAUGUGACCGUUGUCUGAUGUCCAUAGUUCAUUUCCUCCAGGAUGUUUCUUUCCUCAGAUUGUGUUACUCUGAACCAUUUUAUUUUUUAUUUACCAAAGUACUGUACUUGGCUAUUUGCAGUGUUUUCAAAACCAAAUGUUUCUUUUUUUGUGUUUUUAAUCUUCAAUACUUGGUGCAAUAGAAGCUGCAAAGAUGUGCCACUU
Messenger RNA from Balaenoptera ricei (Rice's whale), 6260 nucleotides. It is a transcript of the gene OTUD3, whose product is annotated as OTU deubiquitinase 3. Gene Ontology annotation, molecular function: cysteine-type deubiquitinase activity. The coding region runs from base 150 to 1346 and encodes 398 amino acids. The record is from RefSeq and is a predicted model, not a curated record. The transcript is spliced from 8 exons. Lineage: Eukaryota; Metazoa; Chordata; Mammalia; Artiodactyla; Balaenopteridae. Gene Ontology annotation, biological process: protein deubiquitination.